Galendromus occidentalis (western predatory mite) is the source of this 2677-nucleotide messenger RNA. RefSeq names its product PR domain zinc finger protein 1 (gene Blimp-1). Gene Ontology annotation, cellular component: nucleus; cytoplasm. NCBI's taxonomy places the organism in Eukaryota, Metazoa, Arthropoda, Arachnida, Mesostigmata, Phytoseiidae. The transcript has 4 exons. Gene Ontology annotation, biological process: regulation of transcription by RNA polymerase II; cell fate commitment. Gene Ontology annotation, molecular function: DNA-binding transcription repressor activity, RNA polymerase II-specific; RNA polymerase II cis-regulatory region sequence-specific DNA binding; protein binding. The coding region runs from base 188 to 2677 and encodes 829 amino acids. The record is from RefSeq and is a predicted model, not a curated record.
GCGAGCCGGAGCCAGCGACAUGACAACUCGAUGAUCACCACUCUUUCGGAUUAAGCACAACAGAACAGGCGAACUUAGACCUAAUACGUUCCCCGUACAUGCGGGAAUUUUUGCUGAGUGACUGAGCUAAAGUGGAUUUUAAAAUCGACAUAAGUGUUGUGACUCAAUGGAUAUGCUUUAGAUUUCAAUGAUGUCAACUGUAGUGAAAAUGCAAGCUCCGCUCACAGAGAGCGGGGUGUUGGACCUCACGCAGAUUCGCGAGGAGAAUUUCGAGCAGCUAGCGGUGUACAUAGUCCCUGAUCAGCCUUGUGCAGAUGACGAAACAAGGAACAGAGCCGAAGCCUCGUUGCCGAGGAAUCUCGUGCUCAAACCCUCACAGACCCUCGAAGAUGUGGUCGGUGUUUGGAGCACGGAUUACAUUCCCCGAGGAACGCGCUUCGGACCGCUGACCGGCGAUCGUUACGAGAAGGAUUCAGUUCCGCCGAACGCCAACCGUAAAUACUUCUGGCGAGUGUAUUCCUCGACCGAUGAAUACCAUUACGUCGACGGGUUCAAUGUCAUGAGAGCAAACUGGAUGAGAUUCGUCAAUCCAGCUUACUCGAGUGAAAACCAGAAUCUUGUCGCGUGUCAACUCCACGGGGAGAUCUACUUCUUCACAAUAAAGCCUAUCGCACCCGACCAAGAGCUGCUCGUGUGGUAUUGCAAGGAGUUUGCUGAGAGACUCAACUAUCCAGUCACAGGAGAGCUGAUGCUCCAGCGAAUUCGAAAACAAAUCACGGACUCGCAACAACAUCCUCACAUCGACGAAGAUUCGAAGGAUCAGCUGCAAGACCGACAUAUGGAUCUCGACGAGCACGAAGCGGAAGAACAACAAGAAUCCUCUCAACAAGUCAGCUCUACGGCCGAAAACGGGAAAAUCAAGCGAGAGCUAGAAGAACCCCAGCCGCUCACACCGCCGGGAUCGAAGAGCGAUGAGGGCUAUCAAUCGACGAGCGAUCGUCACACACCCCCAUCACACUCGGAAGACGAGGAAGGCGCGUUGUCCGACUGCUCGGAUUACGUCCUCGACUUCAGCAGCAAACCGCCGCGGAACGUGUCCGUAAGGAAAAAGUCGAAGGACUACCAAUCGGAAAACGAGCGGAACGAGUUCCGGAAAGUUAAAAUUAAGAUGCCCAAAGCCUUCAACGCGAAAAUGUCCAGUCGGAGCUCCACUGAAACCCAGGCCGUCUGCAGUCCGAAGCAGAGCAGUCCGGUGACACAGACCGAGCUGGAGAGCAGCUCAGACGGAGCUCAGAUCACCCGUUUGGCUCCGCCUAGCGUCGAAGGUGUUUUCGAGAGGAGCUCCGCUUUCCAAUCAUACGAGAGUUCCACCACCUUACCCACGAGUCCAUCGUCUGGAAUCCUAGAGAAUCUCCUCAUGCAGCGGCUACAGGCGGAGAAAGACAAACGACUGCAGAUCGUUCAGCCCAUAACCGAGUCACCCCCGCUAAGAGAACCCACACGCGUGAUAAUCGCCAACGAUUCGACCGUCAGCACGUCGAAUUUGACGUUACCGAUGGAGGGCGAAGAGUUCACCCCGAGAGUCCCUCCGGUCCAAACGAAUCUCCGUCGUGAGUUGCAUUCGCCGGAUUCAACAAAUGCUCCCGGACCGCUGCCGACGGCGGCCCCGAUGUACGGCUCGUACCCGAUGUUCUCCCCCCAUUACCCGGUCAUAACCCCCUAUGCCGCCGCUUCCGCCAACAUGGCUGAUCAGCGAUUGAUAGCUGGACCGCCAGCGUUCGAUGUGAAUUCCGCUAUGCCCUCUUCGCCGAUGGUAGGAUCGUAUCAGAUCAACCCGUCCCCGGAAAAAUCUCAACCCCCCUCGCCGGCGAGCGACUGUAACAUGUCCGACCUCGGAAGUCCCGGAUCGAAUGCCAGAGGCUUCCGAUCGCUGCCGUACCCACUGAAGAAGAAAGACGGCAAAAUGCACUACGAGUGUAACAUCUGCAUGAAGACCUUCGGCCAAUUAUCGAAUCUCAAAGUUCACCUGAGAACCCACUCUGGCGAAAGACCAUUCAAGUGUCCAGUCUGCGCCAAGAGCUUCACUCAGUUGGCUCACUUGCAGAAACAUCAUCUGGUGCACACGGGCGAGAAGCCCCAUCAGUGUGAUGUUUGCAAGAAGCGAUUCAGCUCGACGUCGAACCUGAAAACCCAUCUGCGGCUGCAUUCGGGUCAGAAGCCCUACGCGUGCGACCUCUGUCCCGCGAAAUUCACGCAGUUCGUGCAUCUGAAACUCCACAAGAGACUCCAUACGAACGAACGACCGUAUACGUGCCAAACGUGCAACAAGAAGUACAUCUCGGCAUCCGGUCUUCGGACGCAUUGGAAAACGACAUCUUGCCAACCGAACCUGGUUCUCGACAUGGAGCUCGAGCGAGCCGGAUACGAUUACGUCCACAUGGAAAUUUCCGACGAGUUCCAUCGGAUACAGCAGGAGGAGAGAGAGCGUGAGCUGAGGUCGAGCUGCCGCUCGCCCGACAGCAGUUUAUGCAGUCCGUACACGUCGCCGCUAACGCCGCUGACACCUCAUCGGUCGGUGAUCCGAGAAGCGUCGUCGAGCUCAUCGUGUGCAACACCUCUAUCUCCUGAAAGGGGGUUUCUGGCACCGACUCUAGCACCUCCCAGCGGGGUGCACUAG